Molecule: messenger RNA, 1557 nt
Organism: Nyctereutes procyonoides (raccoon dog)
Lineage: Eukaryota; Metazoa; Chordata; Mammalia; Carnivora; Canidae
Gene: RORB
Product: RAR related orphan receptor B
Exons: 10
Coding region: 45-1424 (459 amino acids)
Biological process (GO): regulation of transcription by RNA polymerase II
Cellular component (GO): nucleus
Molecular function (GO): nuclear receptor activity; zinc ion binding; RNA polymerase II cis-regulatory region sequence-specific DNA binding
Source: RefSeq, a predicted model, not a curated record
GGGAGCAGCUUCAUGACUACGCGGAGCGGGAGAGCGGCCACACCAUGCGAGCACAAAUUGAAGUGAUACCAUGCAAAAUUUGUGGCGAUAAAUCCUCCGGGAUCCACUACGGAGUCAUCACGUGUGAAGGCUGCAAGGGAUUCUUUAGGAGGAGCCAGCAAAACAAUGCCUCUUACUCCUGCCCAAGGCAGAGAAACUGUUUAAUUGAUAGAACCAACAGAAACCGUUGCCAACACUGCCGACUGCAGAAGUGUCUUGCCCUAGGAAUGUCAAGAGAUGCUGUGAAGUUCGGGAGGAUGUCCAAGAAGCAGAGGGACAGCCUGUAUGCUGAGGUGCAGAAGCACCAGCAGCGGCUGCAGGAGCAGCGGCAGCAGCAGAGCGGGGAGGCCGAGGCGCUGGCCAGGGUGUACGGCGGCGGCAUCAGCAACGGCCUCGGCGGCCUCCACGGCGAGGCCGGAGGCACCUAUGCCAACGGACACGUCAUCGACCUGCCCAAGUCCGAGGGUUAUUACAACGUGGAUUCCGGCCAACCGUCCCCUGAUCAGUCAGGACUUGACAUGACUGGAAUCAAACAGAUAAAGCAAGAACCUAUCUAUGACCUCACAUCCGUCCCCAACUUGUUUACCUAUAGCUCUUUCAACAACGGGCAGCUAGCGCCCGGGAUAACGAUGGGUGAGAUCGAUCGAAUUGCACAGAACAUCAUUAAGUCCCAUCUGGAGACAUGUCAGUACACCAUGGAGGAGCUACACCAGCUGGCAUGGCAGACACACACCUAUGAAGAAAUUAAAGCGUAUCAAAGCAAGUCCAGGGAAGCACUAUGGCAACAAUGUGCCAUCCAGAUCACUCACGCCAUCCAGUAUGUGGUUGAGUUCGCAAAGCGGAUAACGGGCUUCAUGGAGCUCUGUCAGAAUGAUCAAAUUCUGCUUCUGAAGUCAGGUUGCUUGGAAGUGGUUUUAGUGAGAAUGUGCCGUGCCUUCAACCCAUUAAACAACACUGUUCUGUUUGAAGGAAAAUAUGGAGGAAUGCAGAUGUUCAAGGCCUUAGGUUCCGAUGACCUAGUGAAUGAAGCAUUUGACUUUGCAAAGAAUUUGUGUUCCUUGCAGCUGACUGAGGAGGAGAUUGCUUUGUUCUCAUCUGCUGUUCUGAUAUCUCCAGACCGAGCCUGGCUGAUAGAACCAAGGAAGGUCCAGAAGCUUCAGGAAAAAAUCUAUUUUGCACUUCAACAUGUGAUUCAGAAGAAUCACCUGGAUGAUGAGACCUUGGCAAAGUUAAUAGCCAAGAUCCCCACCAUCACGGCGGUCUGCAACUUGCAUGGGGAGAAGCUGCAGGUAUUCAAACAAUCACAUCCAGACAUAGUGAAUACACUCUUUCCUCCAUUAUACAAGGAACUCUUUAAUCCCGACUGUGCCACCGUCUGCAAAUGAAGGCGACCAGAGGACUGUCUCCUAGUCGGGAAAGGCAUCACCGUUAAGACAAAAGCAAUGUGUUCAUGAAGACUUAAGAAAAAAAAAAUGUCUACUGCAACAUUAGGAAUGUCCUGCACUUAACAGAAUUAUU